GCUGAGUUAUUCCUUUCAUACUGAUUGUUAGGCCAUCACCUAAACACUGAACUACAUCUGCGGAUUCUUCAUUUUUUUACCAUGACAAGGAGCAUACGGCUGGUGCGUCCGAUACUCAAGUACUGAAAGGGUUGUCCUCCGCCAUGAUUUUUAUCGGAAAGUCUAUGAUAACAGGGUCCUUUACGACGAUCUUUAUAUACACGCCAGAAUUGUACCCUACCAAUCUAAGGGCACUCAGUAUGGGAAUGGGGUCAGCGGCAGGUAGAAUUGGAGGAAUGGUAUCCUCAUUUGCAGCUUUGUUUGGUACUUACGUAUCUUGGGGACCAGGUGUCGUAUUCGGCUCUCUGUCACUUCUGGCAACGAUAUCGUUCAUAUGGUUACUCGAAACAACUGGGAAAGAACUACCAAAUACUCUCCGGGAGGCCUUGAGUUUCCAUUCCCAGAAAGACAAAAAGAAAAAGACAACAGUGGUUUCAUUAAAUGAAAAUAAGUAGCAGAGAACGUAAUAUAUACUUUAUAUCUACAGU
Molecule: messenger RNA, 527 nt
Organism: Saccostrea cuccullata (small rock oyster)
Lineage: Eukaryota; Metazoa; Mollusca; Bivalvia; Ostreida; Ostreidae
Product: organic anion transporter 3-like
Exons: 4
Coding region: 144-494 (116 amino acids)
Molecular function (GO): transmembrane transporter activity
Source: RefSeq, a predicted model, not a curated record